CCGUUCCUAGCAUAUCAGAUUCUGUGGAGGAGAAAGAAAAGAAAAAAAAAAGAAAAAAAAACCAAUAUUCAGCUUUCCCUCACUAUGAUACCGGUACCAGUAGCCCACAUCCCCCUCAUUCUCCAUACAUAAAAGCGUUUGUAAUGGUGUGUCACUUCUAAUUGGCAGCAUACUUGUGAUACUUGUGCUCAGCACUGCGCUCAAGACCCGGAGACAACCCCAGCUUCCAUUCCGUUGCAUAUUAACCGAGCAAUAGCCAGCUGCAACCAAGGAAGCGAACGAAUGGGAGUCCGCGCGAUGAGGGCGCUCCCCAGGGAAGAAAAGAAAAGAAAAGAAAAGAAAAAACAAGGAAAGGAUUAUUCCUCUUUCUUUCUUUUCUUCCGCCGUAACUUUUGCCGUGCUCGAGUACAGUACUUGCUGGCGUGCACAUCCUUCUUUUCCUCUUGCUUGCUUCGUGCUUCCCGCUGCACAGGUACCGUACUGCGGGUGUGCUGCAGUAUGAUACAGUAGGGCUUUGUUCCUCGCUCUUAGCUUGAGGCCGUGGCCCUUUGAUUUGUUUUCUCGCGCGUUCAAUUGUUUGUUUCGUCUAAACGAGAAAUAUAAUAAUAAUAUUCCUUUUUCAAUCCCUUUUUGUUCCUUAUAAGUUUGACUGCGGUCCCCAUCUAUUUGUCCCUCGACAUUUGGCUUGCCGGUUAGCUCCACCCAGGCUUCUUGUCUCUGAUCUUUGGUUGUGGAGAAUAAUUCCGGUUUGUCGCUGAAACCUCAGGGAGUGGGAGCGUGUUGGGGGAGGCAGGAACGAGGGAGGAGACGAAGAGUUUCCCACAUCCACGGUGACUGCUUACCACACUCGCAUCCCCCCUUCCCCCACACACGCACUGUUGAGAGGAGGACACGGGAGAGUUAUUCGUGCGUGAGUCGGGGUUUGUGAGAACUUUUUGCGAGGCAUCAUGAGAGGGAACGGCGGGAGGAGGAUAAAGGAGGAAAGGGUGGGAGAGUUGGGGUGCAUAUUGUGAAGGGGGAAUGGGAGGACCGUAAGAGGGAAAGAAAAUGUAGUAGAGGGAGAACUUGGGGAAGGAUUGAAAGGGGAGGAAGGAAAAAGAAAGAGGGUCGUAGAGAUUAUGCUUCUGGCGACAAGGUGCGAGAGAGUGAGCUGCCUGAGAGAACAACUUGAUUGAACAGACCAAACCACACCCCAUUCCAUCACCGCCGCAUCCAACGCUCCUUCCCUCCCUCGACACCCUUCAACGCCUCUCCAACUUCCUCAACCACCCCCCUCUCCCCCCCCUCACUCCCUCUCACUCUCCACGUUUCGAGGAGCCCUUGCCAAACAUCGCCUUCCUUUUAGUUUUUCCUUUUAACCUUCAACAAACCUUCUUCACUCUAGCCAGUCGUUAUUCUGUCCGUCCCUCCCACCUCCCCUCCUCCAUUUGCUACACCUUCCUUCCUCCUCCUCCUUCCUUCCUUACCGUCCGUCUGUAUACUUUGGUGUCCCGACACCCAUCCGCGUCGACCAUGUCGGGCUUUUUCCGUCGCAUCUAUGAUUGGCUACUCCGUAUGUUCUGGUAUGCGACCUUCUUUUCACAUUCAUUCCCCCUCGCUUGCCCUGUGCAGUCCGUUGCUUGCUGCAAGAUCCUGCGCUCGACAGAAAAGACAGAUUGCCGAGCAAGCAGAGCAGAGCAGAAUCAAGCAAGCUGGCGAGCUCGGGAGCAUGGCGUCAUCGGCCCGUUUUCCAUUGGGGAGGGUUUAAAAAAAAAAAAGGAAGGGAGGAGAAGCUGCAACAACGACUGAAGGCUAAUAUGGUUUACUCUUUCUUCCCUUUUUUUUUCUCUCAGGGCUACCGAGAUGGAUGUAACUAUGAUCGGGUUACAGAAUGCCGGGAAGACGUCCUUGUUAAGAGUUUUGGCUGUGAGUAUCUUUUUAAUCCCCUUCCCGGCGGCAGCGGAAAUAGCCUCAAGUUUGCUUGCUAACCCAACACCAUUGCUUACAGGGCGGGGAAUUUACAUACGAGUAAUGUCUUUCGAUACUGGGAACUUUUUUUUUCUUUUUCUUUUCAACAGGAAAAAAAAAAAAAAAGAAUGGAGAGAGCAAUUUUGGAAUGACUAACGAGUGGUUUUUGUUUGUUACUCUAGUUCUAUUCCGACAGUAGGAUUUAAUAUGAAGCGAGUACAGAAGGGCCAUGUUACCUUGAAAUGGUAUGUUCUCCCUUUCCCCACCCACCCUUUCAGCAGGAACAAACAACUGAUUACGGAACGGGCGAAUUUAAAGCUGGGAUCUCGGCGGCCAGCCGCGAUUUCGCUCCAUGUGGGAGCGGUAUUGCCGGGGUGUGAGCGCCAUCGUGUAAUAACCCUUCCCUCCUUCCCUGCUCCUCUCGUGGACCUCGCCUCCACUUUACCCCGACCAACCAAACUAAUUCGGGAAUGGACUGGAAAUAUACAGCUUCAUAGUCGAUUCAGCGGAUGCCUCUUGCAUCCCCGUGGCAAAAGACGAACUCCAUUCCCUGCUACAGAAACCAAUGCUGAACGGAAUCCCAUUGCUGGUGCUAGGCAACAAGUCCGAUCUCCCGGACAAGAUCGGUGUGGAUGAGCUGAUUGAUGUGAUGGAGUUGAAAGAAAUCACGAAUCGGGAGGUUAGCUGCUACGCGAUAUCGGCGAAGGAGGAAACAAACCUAGAUGCAGUGCUUCAGUGGUUGAUCGGCCGGGCAAAGAAAUGAGGUUAAAUUUUUUUCGAUGUUUUUUCCUUCUCUUUCGCUUUCUUUCUCGAGUCUUUUAUGGAGCUUUGGGGAAUAUAUAUAGUUUGGACGGACGGAAUGGAUUGAUAUCCGGGGUACGAAUACCUUGAAGGUGGGAGAAGGGGGGAACCCCAAUGUGACGAACUUACGAAGUGGAUCUGCAGGCAUUUGUUAAUACACCUUUCUUUCCAUUCUUUUCUACUCUUCAAAACUUUGUCAAUUUUUUUUUCCUCUUUCGUCGGAACGCUUUUUAGUCUCCCUUUUUGCCCACCCUUGGAAGCCUUUGAAAACAGCAGUGUUAGCAUACCUACUCAACUACCUGCCCACUACCCAUCUACUACCUAUCUACCAACCUAUUAUCAUACCCGGGGGGCUUAGCUUUACAAUGAGGGGAAUUUACUGUGUUUCUUGGAAUACCUAUCGAUCUGGCUCCGGCAUUAGCU
Molecule: messenger RNA, 3171 nt
Organism: Tuber aestivum (summer truffle)
Lineage: Eukaryota; Fungi; Ascomycota; Pezizomycetes; Pezizales; Tuberaceae
Source: the annotation of a GenBank genome assembly